ACUGGAAAAUUCUUACAAAAACUUACUGGAUUUGACUGGAAAUGAGUAAACAAACACAACUAUUGAAAUAAGGAACUUCUGAAUGUACCUGGAGUUCUUGCUGCUUGCCGAAAACCGAUCAACGAAGGAAAUCCAUCCAUUAAAAUUGUAUCCUUCUAAAGGAAGGGUGAAGUGAAUGAAAUUAAUUCCAAACUUAAUACGCUAACACCAUGCCAUUCAGCCGUAAAGGCAAGGCUAAUGAUCGACGAGCGCUGAUCGAAAAUGACCAGAUUCUAUACCGGGGAAAUGCUAUUGACGACGGUGAUUCCGUAAAUGAUAGCUUUAACCUGAGCUCCGACUAUAGCGAUGAAGAUGACAUUAAUUGUAUGCCUGUUAUACUGCCACCAAUGGAAAACAAAGAGGCCUCUGCAAUAGUACAAAUGUAUAGCCAAGUAUCCAAUGCACCACCAGAUCGCUUCAACUUCACAUACGCUGUAUUUUACUUGUUGGGAAUAGCUACAAUGACUCCAUGGAAUUUCUUCAUAACAGCAGAGGAUGUAAGUUAAAAUUUAAUGAUAGAAAAACAAAGGGGUUGACUUUAGUGUACGUCGACAUGUGUGUGUUUUAGCAAAUCAGUCGCGAAUUUUCUCAUGAAACUAUUUUUUUUUUUUGGGGGUUUUGCGCAGUUUGGCUGGUUUUCACCACCGCCAGGUUAUUCCUCUGCUUUUAAUAUAUGUAUGUCUCUGUUUGUUUUAUUCCAAUGAUGUGUCCAAACGUCGCUCCACUGAUACACAAUGGUAAUACCGCUGAGGGCCAGAACCACGUGCAAAAGUUUCUGCUUAUAUAUGUAUCAUACGUCUUAUUCCUUUCAAUUCUUUAUGUUAGUUAUUAUGUUAGUUAUGUCAGAAUGUAUUAUUCAGAUUAAAAAUUUAAAUGAGUGGGACCUAGCUCCUCAUGACGCCAGGUUAUUCCUCCAAUUUGGUAAUUUAUAGAAUUUUAAUGGAAAUGAACUAUGCCCUCAUCGUGCAAGGUUAUUCCUCCAAUUUCAUAAUUUUAUAAUUAUUCGUCAAAUUAUAUU
Messenger RNA from Rhagoletis zephyria (snowberry fruit fly), 1057 nucleotides. RefSeq lists its product as uncharacterized. The record is from RefSeq and is a predicted model, not a curated record. Lineage: Eukaryota; Metazoa; Arthropoda; Insecta; Diptera; Tephritidae.